Molecule: messenger RNA, 1061 nt
Organism: Condylostylus longicornis
Lineage: Eukaryota; Metazoa; Arthropoda; Insecta; Diptera; Dolichopodidae
Gene: RFeSP
Product: cytochrome b-c1 complex subunit Rieske, mitochondrial
Exons: 3
Coding region: 161-937 (258 amino acids)
Biological process (GO): mitochondrial electron transport, ubiquinol to cytochrome c
Cellular component (GO): membrane
Molecular function (GO): quinol-cytochrome-c reductase activity; 2 iron, 2 sulfur cluster binding
Source: RefSeq, a predicted model, not a curated record
UAAUAAAUGUCAAAGUAGCAGUAAUAUUUUUGGUAUGCAAAAGUUUACGUAAAUUAAGUUCCAGAGCAGAGAAAGAAGAAAUACGACAGCUUGGGGCACUAUAAAUUCUUGCUGUGAUUAGAAAUACUUUAUCUUUUUGCAAAAAAAUCAAAUCUUAAAAAUGAUUAGUGCUACAUCUCGUGCUGCUUUAAGAGCUAGUACCCAAGCAGUAUCUGGUGGAGUAAAAGCAGGUAAAACCCCAGCAACUGUCUCAAAAUCCUUGGUUAUUGACAAAAUUAAAAUCAAGAAAAUACCAAAUGGAAUACCAAGGGCUUCAACUAGUUUACCUGGAAUUGCCCAGAUACGUUUUGCACAUACUGAUUUAGCAGUACCUGAUUUCUCAGCAUAUAGAAGAGACUCUGUCCAAAAGAGUACAAGUAAGAGCACAGGUGGAGAUGACAGAAAAUCUUUUACUUACAUGAUGGUUGGCGCCGGAGCUGUAGGUGGAGCAUAUGCAGCUAAGUCUUUGGUUACACAUUUUGUAAGCUCAAUGAGCGCAUCAGCUGAUGUUUUAGCCAUGGCUAAAAUCGAAAUCAAAUUAUCAGAUAUUCCAGAAGGAAAAUCUGUAACCUUUAAGUGGAGAGGAAAGCCAUUGUUUAUUCGUCAUAGAACUGCAGAAGAAAUAAGCACCGAAAGAGCUGUACCUUUAUCUGAAUUGCGGGAUCCUCAAUCUGAUGACCAAAGAGUUUCUAAACCUUCAUGGUUGGUUGUAAUAGGUGUUUGUACACAUUUAGGAUGUGUACCAAUUGCUAAUGCUGGUGACUUUGGUGGUUAUUAUUGCCCUUGUCACGGAUCCCAUUACGAUGCUUCUGGACGUAUUCGCAAAGGACCUGCUCCACUUAAUCUUGAAGUCCCGGAACACACUUUUCCUGAUGAUGGAACCCUAAUAGUUGGUUAGAAAAAAUUUAUUUAAUUUUUUUCAAUUUAAAACUUUUAAAACGGUGUAAUAUUCUUCUUGUAAAAGCUUAAUCAAAGAAUUGUUAUAAAAUAUUCCAAAUAAAUUAUCAAGUUAGAAUAUACAA